CAUAUACUGACAAAUCAAGGGUCAGGAUGCUGUUCCAGAAUAGAAUAAUUACAGUGUAAGGAAAAAAGGAAAGUUAUUAGAGGAAAAAGAAAACUAUGGAAAUCAUAAAUAAAAGGUCAUGUUCUGCAAUAGUUGACAUAUUUCUAACAGAAGUGGACAGGAGAUGGACGACUUAACAUCAAAAUUGAAUAACUGUGAUACUUGUGAUUGCAUUCAAAACGGAUUUCUGGCAAAUGUAAGGGAAGAGACUGGCUCAGCGUGUGGCGAAAGUAAUCGAGAAGGUGAAGAAAAUGAAUCUUCGGGAAAUGACGGGGUGAAUGAAGAAGAAUACUUGAAUGAUAGCUUUGAGGAAGAUGACGAUGUAUCGGAUUAUUAUGAGCCAACACCGUCGGAGAUACAAAGGGUUAGUCGUAGUAGUACCGAGAUCAGAUACUUCCCAAACAAGACUUUUUCCUCGGAAGCGCUGCGGGAGAUUGAAAGAAACAACAAAAUUUUGAUGCGAAAAAUCGUAUCAAAUACCAAGAGAAAGAACCAAUACAUUGCCCCUCCAAAAUGUGCUCCAGUCAAACUGAGCAGUGCUGCGAUUAACAGAAGAAGGUUAAACGAAAAAAUCGCACGAGACAAUCAAAUCCUUCUUAGGAAAAUCCAAAAUGCCAAACCGUGUUUGCAUCACAAGUAGUAUUUAUUUACACGUUUAUGCUGUAAGUGUUUUGUAAUAAACUAUUUUAAUCUU
Acanthoscelides obtectus is the source of this 733-nucleotide messenger RNA. Lineage: Eukaryota; Metazoa; Arthropoda; Insecta; Coleoptera; Chrysomelidae. The record is from the annotation of a GenBank genome assembly.